UCCAUCCCCAUUACAAACGCCAAUUGAUUGAUAGCUCAGAUAAUUGAUGAAAAUGCCCUUCUCAAGGACUAGGACGGGCUGCUUUACCUGUAGGGAAGACGGAUACAAGUGCGACGAGCAGAAACCAUUCUGCGGAAGAUGUACUCGACUGGGCAAGACGUGCAAAGGCUACGGAGUACGGCUCAAAUGGCAAACUCCCCAAAGCACUCCAAAGUCAAAGGCUUCUAAAAGUAAGCGACAGCAGAGAACUCGUUCCAAUGAUAAGACCGUGACGGCACCUCUCACGCCCAUUACACCUUCUACGCCUUCUACGCCUUCCAGUGAGUCUCGGAGUUCAUUUAUAAGCCUCGAUCCAUCUUGCAUUGUCCCGAACGAUGUGAGCCCGAUCAAUCGAUAUCUCCUUAAUCAUUGGUCGUCGACCUUAUCUACGAUGGUAUCCAUGGUCUCGGCCCCCAGGAAUCCCUUUCUUAUUCACCUCACCCCAAUGAUCUCACAUUCCACAGCCCUCCGCUCUGUCUUAUGCUCUAUCGCUGCCAGCCACUUGGCUAUAUUAAGGCAUGAGGAUUCGCUCCAAACAUUGGCCACUCGCUAUCGGCUAGUUGGCGUUUCGUCGCUACGGCAGACGAUUCAGACCGAUAACCCGGAACUAUCACUCGCUACUAUCCUAAUGCUACAGGUAUCCGAUCGACUCUUCACCAUGGAUUCGGGAGUCGACCACUUAUCCGGAGCAAAGGCAAUUAUCAACCAAGGCGGCAUCGUUAUGCGUAAUAGUUCUAGCGCUUCAUUUCUCCUUAGCUUAUGCUCCUAUCAUGAUAUUCUAGCCUCCGUCUCCCGGGGUACAAGUCCUGUUUUUGAAUUCGACGGAAGGUUUCCCAUGGAAGGAAUGGAGUCCAUGAACGAACUCACUUCCGUAUUGCAACUUGUGGGCCAGAUCAGUAGGAUGCGCGAUCAAGAGCACGAUGACAUCGACGCACGGGGUCGCGAGAUCGAGGAAAUCCUGAGUGCUCUUGAUGAAUCUGGUGACGCCUUAGGCGACGUUGGCCAUACCGUACAGGCAUAUAAACAUGCCGCAUUCAUAUAUCUGUACCGAGUUUGGCACAAUCAAGGUGCACCUCAUCCUCGUGCGUUGAGGCAUGCCAAGAGCUGCCUCGACCAUCUCAACCUCGUUCCAGUCACCUCGCCUCUCGUGUCGGCUCAGGUUUGGCCGCUCUGGACUGCCGGCUGCGAGUCCAUCGACAAAAACCAGCGCCAAUUCGUGCGCGACAGGGUCGAAGCGAUGUAUGAAGCCCGCCAUCUCCCUUCGUUGCGACGGAUCGAACAAGACAUUGAAGAGGUCUGGAAGAUUAAGGACGAGCAGCGAAACUUGAUCGGAGUUGACAACGUGGAUUGCAUCAAAGUGAUACUACGCAACCGACAAAGGGAAGCCGACCUUACUUAAUGACCACGCUUCACGAUUCUAACGGUGGGGAGCCUCGCAUGCAGUUUUCUUGGGCCUUGUUUACUUGGUAGAGAAUGAUAAGAUCUUCGAACCUACUACCAGUACUCAUUCCGUAACUACUGUCGGAUCGCCAAUGUCUAGAUAUUGACAGUAUCCGUCAAGCACAUUUGACCACAGACUAUAGCAGUUUAUACUGCGAUAAAUUACCUACUCUACGAUCCAAAACAUAUCGAGGGCGGCGUAAAUGCUUACCUUUUCUUCGAGAUACCUGUAAUGAGAUGUUCUACUUGAUAAGAUAGGCCU
This is a messenger RNA of Annulohypoxylon truncatum, 1741 nucleotides long. RefSeq names its product fungal-specific transcription factor domain-containing protein. Gene Ontology annotation, biological process: positive regulation of transcription by RNA polymerase II. The record is from RefSeq and is a predicted model, not a curated record. Gene Ontology annotation, molecular function: DNA-binding transcription factor activity, RNA polymerase II-specific; transcription cis-regulatory region binding; zinc ion binding. Gene Ontology annotation, cellular component: nucleus. Bases 47 to 1438 code for a protein of 463 amino acids. The transcript is spliced from 3 exons. NCBI's taxonomy places the organism in Eukaryota, Fungi, Ascomycota, Sordariomycetes, Xylariales, Hypoxylaceae.